AUGUCUCGUUUUUUCGCAUCCAACUAUGAAUAUGAAUCAGGAACGUCAUCUGAAGAAGAAGAUUUAUUAUCCUCCUCAUCUGAGGAAGAACUAUUACUAGGAUCCUCCUCCGGUGAAGAAUCCGAUGAUUCCUUCUUCAAUGAAUCUGAAGAAGCAGCUCAAGAAUCAGAUUAUGAAACUGAUGAUUCUGAAGGCAAACCAUAUGGUCCAGAUUGGUUUAAAAAAUCUGAGUUUAGAAAAGCUGGUCCCUCUGGAGGUGCUGGUAAUAAGUUUUUGAAAGGUUCCAAUUAUCCUGGUUCCUCAGAUGAAGAUUUAAGUGAUGAUGAAGGUAGGAAAGUGGUUAAAUCUGCCAAAGAAAAAUUAUUGGAUGAAAUGCAAGCCGUUUAUGAUAAUAUUGAAACCGCUGAAAUGUCUGAAGAUUGGGUUUCCAUCUUAAACGAAUUCGAUACCAUUACUCGUCUAUUAGUUAGAGCUCAUCAACAAAAUAUGGGUACUCCAUCUUUGUUCAUAAAAGUUGUUGCUCAAGUCGAAGAUUUGGUAUCCUCAUCUGACUUGAAUGAAAUUAAAAAUAAAGCAGUUGCAAGAGCAUUCAAUACUAUAAAGCAAAGAGCAAGAAAGGUGGCUAGAGAAAAUGAAGAUCUAUUAAAUAAAUUCAGAGAAGAUCCAGAAGCUUUCGAAAAGGAAACUACCGUUGACUUGGAAUCAUCUUUAGAUACAGGCAUGUUUGGCGCUCCCAAACCAGCUACCCUGGCAUCCAUUGCCUCUGCUACUUCAGAAGUUAGUUUCUUCACCACAUUACGUAUUGUCAUGGAUUCAAGAGGGAAAAAGAACGUUAACCAACAAGAUUUAUUGAGAACUCUAGAAGAAUUAUUAGUUAUGGCUAAAAAUCCAUUUGAAUCCAUCAUGGCUUAUUUGACUUUGAUUCCAUUACGAUUCGAUGUUUCAUCUACUUUAUCAUAUCAACCAAUUGAACAAUGGAAGGCAUCGUACAACGAUAUCAUUAGUCUAAUGAACAUUUUAGAUGAAAACCGUACCACUUAUCAAGUUUCAGAAUUGGCCAUCCCAACCGACUCCAUUGAAGAUGAACCAACUGCUGAUUCCAACGGUGUUAAGAAGAUCCUUGGUUCCUUAUUUUCAUUUGUUGAAAGAUUAGAUGAAGAAUUUAAAAAAUCAUUAUUAAACAUCGAUCCACAUUCUAGUGAUUAUUUAUUCCGUUUGAAAGAUGAACAAUCCAUUUACAACUUGAUACUAAGAAGUCAAUUAUACUUGGAGGCUACUUUACCUCAAGAUGAACAAGAAAAGUUAUUAGCACGUCCAUUCAUUAAGAGAUUAGAUCACAUUUAUUAUAAAUCAGAAAAAUUAAUUACAAAGAUGGAAUCAUCUGCAUGGAAAUCAGUUUCUGCUUCUCAUUAUUCAUCUAAUUUCAUUGCUCAACCAGAAACCAUUGAUAACGAAUAUAUUACCAAAUUGGUCACAACUUUAUCACAAGUCCUUUCCAAAAAUACUGACGGAGCUCUCCGUAAACGUGCUGCAUUAUAUAACAUUUAUUACCAUGCCUUAAACAUUGAUUUCUAUCAAGCUAAGGAUAUGUUAUUAUCUACUAAUGUACAAGCUAACAUUAAUACUUCCGAUCCAUCUUUACAAAUUUUAUUCAACAGAGUUGUUGUUCAAUUAGGUUUGUCUGCAUUCAAGGCUUGUUUAAUUGAAGAAUGUCAUCAAGUUCUAAACGAAUUAUUAUCUGCUUCCCAUUUAAGAGAAAUUCUUGGUCAACAAACUUUACAAAGAGUAACCUCUACAGGCGAUGAUCGUGAAAAGCAAUGUCUACCCUACCAUCAGCAUAUAAACUUAGACUUAAUUGAUGUCGUCUUCAUGACAUGUUCAUUAUUGAUUGAAAUUCCACAAAUGACCGCAUUUUAUUCAGGUAUUAAAGUUAAAAGAAUCCCAUAUUCUCAAAAAUCAAUUCGUCGUGCAUUAGAAUAUUACGAUAAGGCAAGUUUCCAAGGUCCACCAGAAACUUCAAGAGAUUAUAUCUUAUUUGCAGCUAAAGCUAUGCAAAAGGGUGACUGGCAAAAAUCUGUUGCAUACUUGAAAGAUAUUAAAGCUUGGAAUUUAUUACCAAAUGUUGACACUGUCUUAGAAAAUUUGACUGAAAGAGUUCAAGUAGAAUCAUUAAAGACUUAUUUCUUUACUUACAAGAGAUUUUAUUCAAGCUUCUCUGUUAAGAAAUUGGCUGAUUUAUUCAACUUGCCAGAAGAUAAAAUUAUAAUGGUUUUGGAUACUACUAUUUCUAACUUGGAUAUAAACGCCAAGUUUAAUGAAGAUAAGACUAUAUUAGUUAUUGAAAAGGGUGAUGAAAUCACAAAAUUAGAAGAAGUUGCCUUGAAGUUGAACAAAGAAGUCAAAAUUGUAAAAGAGCGUCUGAAUCCAUCAAACAACCAUCGUUAG
Naumovozyma dairenensis CBS 421 is the source of this 2445-nucleotide messenger RNA. It is a transcript of the gene NIP1, whose product is annotated as translation initiation factor eIF3 core subunit c. Gene Ontology annotation, biological process: translational initiation. Bases 1 to 2445 code for a protein of 814 amino acids. The transcript has a single exon. Gene Ontology annotation, cellular component: eukaryotic translation initiation factor 3 complex. Lineage: Eukaryota; Fungi; Ascomycota; Saccharomycetes; Saccharomycetales; Saccharomycetaceae. Gene Ontology annotation, molecular function: RNA binding; translation initiation factor activity; translation initiation factor binding. The record is from RefSeq and is a predicted model, not a curated record.